Messenger RNA from Tinamus guttatus (white-throated tinamou), 2356 nucleotides. NCBI's taxonomy places the organism in Eukaryota, Metazoa, Chordata, Aves, Tinamiformes, Tinamidae. The record is from RefSeq and is a predicted model, not a curated record.
UGCGAUUAGGAGGCAGUAGCUCGUAUUUGGAGGAGAUGGAGGUAACAGAUGAAAUCUCCUUCCUUAACAGUGCUGCGUUUUUCUCCAGUUCCCAAGAAGACGAACGGCCUAUGUCACCCUUCUACUUGAGUGCACAUGUGUCACAAGUCAGUAGCAACAUUCCUGCUACAGGAGAGUAUUUAGAGAAGACAAUCCGCUCAGCCGUGGAGCAGCAUCUCUUUGAUGUUCAUGGCUCAGGCGGCCAGAGUUCAGAGGACUCUGAAUCGGGAACAUCUUCAGCCUCUUCUAAUGUGUCUGCCAGGCAGAGGAGGCGACAGCACAAAGAGCAGGAGGAAGCCCGGAGAAACAGAGACAUGGAAGUCAUCAACAAAGAAAACAUUCCUUCUGGAUUCAGCAAUCUUGAAGACUGCAUUCUGUCUGCUCAAGAGGUAGAAAAAUUGCCAGACAGUGGCUCCUCUUAUCUUGGUGAAAGGAACAAACCGAAACGGCAGAAAUCCAGCACCAAGCUUUCAGAGCUUAAUGACAACCAGGACAGUCCUGUGAGUAUGGAAAGCUUUAGCUCAUCCAGACCUAUAGACAGAACAGGACCUGAUGACAUGGAAAUUUUAUCUGAAGAAAGCAAAGAAAGUGAAAACGAUGAGGUUUUUUUCAGGCACUCACAGCCGUCUUCAAGUAUGAAGAUUCAAGAGCAUCCAAGUAUUCCUGAAACCAAGUUGCAAAGAAAUCAAGAUGCAGAUGAACAGGAGAGCAGCUUUGUGUCAGAAGUGCCUCAGCUGGAUUUGACAGCGCUAUGCGAUGACAGCAACUGGGAAGGUAGGAAGGAUUGUGCGAUGGCUGUUGAUGACUCUCUACUGCCCAGUUUGGAGGUAGGAGAAAACUGGCUGGUGAUUCUUCACGUGAUCUUCAUGAGAUCCAUUUUGAGCUGUGGAAAUGUUACCCUUGCUCAGCCAAAAGAAAUACUGCUCCUUGUUCAAAUGCUGGCUGGCCGUUUAAUUCGCCAGCUUCUGGAUGAGGACAGUGAUCCGAUGCUGUCCCCUCGUUUCUACGCCUAUGGACAGAGCCAACAAUACCUGGAUGAUACAGAAGUGCCUCCUUCCCCUCCCAAUUCCCAUUCAUUCAUGAGGAGGCGGAGUUCGUCCUUGGGAUCUUAUGAAGAUGACAGAGAGGACCUGACCCCUGCACAGUUGACCCGGAGGAUUCAGGGACUGAAGAAAAAGAUCAGGAAGUUUGAGGACAAAUUUGAAGAGGAGAGGAAAUACAGACCUUCCCACAGUGACAAAGCAGCCAACCCUGAAGUGCUUAAAUGGACAAAUGACUUAGCCAAAUUCCGAAAGCAACUUAAAGAGUCAAAACUGAAGAUAUCGGAGGAAGAUCUUGCUCCUGUGGUGCGUCAGCGGAGCAACACACUCCCCAAGAGCUUUGGUUCUCAGCUCGAAAAAGAAGACGACAAGAAGCAAGAUCUGUCAGAUAAAUCAGCCAAGCCUGCUGUGGAAGUGACCCUUGACUCUAUCCAGAAGAAGCUUCAAGAAAAACGAGCAGACACAAACCGACCUGAAGAUAUUAAGGACAUGACAAGAGAUCAGAUAGCAGCUGAGAAAGUGGCUCUUCAGAAAGCCCUGCUGUACUAUGAAAGCAUUCAUGGCAGACCGGUAACCAAAAAUGAACGACAGGUGAUGAAGCCAUUAUAUGACAGAUAUCGCUUGGUCAAACAGAUCCUCUCCAGAGCCAACACUAUUCCUAUUAUUGAAGAAGAGGAGGGGUCCGAGGAGGACAGCAAUCUGAAACCAGAGUUCACAAUUACCAUGAAAACAGAUUUCAACGUACGUAGCUUCUUGGAUCAACUAGAAGAUGAUGCUGAUGGCUUUGUUUCCCCUGUGGAUGAUAAGAUACCAUCAAAAAGCAACCAGGAUAUGGGGCUUUCAAAUCUUCAUGAAGCAUCUAUCCCUGAACUGUUAGAGCAGCUCCAAGAAGUCAGGGAAGAGAAAAAGCGAAUUAGAAAAAAAUUGAGAGACUUUGAAGAUAAUUUUUUCCGACAAAAUGGAAGGAACGUGCAGAAAGAAGAUCGCACUCCUAUGGCAGAAGAAUACAACGAAUACAAGCAGGUUAAGGCCAAGCUGAGGCUGCUGGAGGUCCUGAUCAGUAAAAGAGAUAUUAGCUCCAAGAUCAUGUAAAGGAGGAGAUUGUUUUCGCCAGUAAACUGAAAAGAGACCACACCAAACGGAUGAAUGCAUGAAGCAAAUGCAGCAGGAGCCUGCCUGGGGAGGGCUGAGGAGCUCUCUGGGAAAUAAAAGGCCAUUUCCAGAGCUGGGAGGGGGAGGAAGGGUGACUUUCCAUCACUCUUGGGACUUGCUAUUGU